UAACUUUUUUGUUGUAGAAAAAUUGGUACACUUGCUAUCGUCCGAAGCGGUCUAGUGUAACAAUAAAAUCAGAAUGGCUUCUUUGUGUAGACAAAUUAUCCGUGCUAAUGCAUUUAGGGGUGCUUUGGUUAAUGCCGCCCGACGGGGAUAUGCCGAUAAAAUGAUGCCGGAUCCUCUUGAACAUGCGACUGGUUUGGAAAGGAAGGAAUUGUUGGCCCUCCAGGCCGGCGACGACGACCCCUUCAACAUGAAAGUGUUAAAGAAAAACGCUGGCACCCGUGACAAUCCCACACUUGUACCCUCAUGCUUUGAUGCCCGUAUUGUUGGAUGCAUAUGUGACGAACACUCCACAGCAAUCACCUGGCUUUGGUUACAUAAGGGCCACCCCCGCCGUUGCGAAUGCGGACACUGGUACAAACUGACCGAGAAGCCAGUUCUCUAAACACAAUUUCUACUUAGUUUAUUAAAAGUAGUGAUUUAAUACAACUGCAAUAACGUAUCUCAUACGCGCGCACAGCCUUCCGUUGCUUGUGGUUCCUCGUGUUGCCAUAUGCAUAAAUAUUAACUUUGGAGAUACGCUAGUUUACGAUUGAAAUUACCAAAUCGAUACAAAUCAAUAUUAAAUAAUUGUAAGCAUAACCGGUGUUUUAUUAUUUUAUAAGUUACCUGUGUUCUGGUGCAUUGAUGUAAUGGGAAUAGUGUUAUGUAGUUAAAUAAACAAUUCAACUGUUAAAA
This is a messenger RNA of Achroia grisella, 735 nucleotides long. RefSeq names its product cytochrome c oxidase subunit 5B, mitochondrial-like. The record is from RefSeq and is a predicted model, not a curated record. The transcript has 4 exons. The coding region runs from base 74 to 442 and encodes 122 amino acids. NCBI's taxonomy places the organism in Eukaryota, Metazoa, Arthropoda, Insecta, Lepidoptera, Pyralidae. Gene Ontology annotation, cellular component: mitochondrial envelope. Gene Ontology annotation, biological process: mitochondrial electron transport, cytochrome c to oxygen.